This is a messenger RNA of Macrosteles quadrilineatus (aster leafhopper), 804 nucleotides long. RefSeq names its product peptidoglycan recognition protein-like. Gene Ontology annotation, molecular function: zinc ion binding; N-acetylmuramoyl-L-alanine amidase activity. Gene Ontology annotation, biological process: peptidoglycan catabolic process. Bases 214 to 804 code for a protein of 196 amino acids. NCBI's taxonomy places the organism in Eukaryota, Metazoa, Arthropoda, Insecta, Hemiptera, Cicadellidae. The transcript is spliced from 4 exons. The record is from RefSeq and is a predicted model, not a curated record.
CGCGAAGCACUGCAUAGCUGUUGCUGGUGUAUGUUAGUGGAACAGUUUUAGUGGUGUUCUGUUGUUUUACAAUUCUAAUUUUAAUAUUUAGAUUGUACUUAGCGGAUUUGUAAAUGAGCAAUUCUACUUGAAGAUUGUUUGGGUUAUGUUUUGACAUAUGUGGCCAACUGUCAAUUGUUUUAAGAUGCCUUGACAAAGUUAAGCUAGAAGAAGAUGGGUGCAAAUAACGCAAAGUUGGAGGACAAACCUAUCAACAUAGUUUCCAGGAAGACGUGGGGUGCCAAAGCGCCUUUCCACGAAGACCCUAUCAGCCUGCCUGUAUCUCUGGUAGUCUUCAUGGCAACACAGGACUUCAAGUUCCCAUUGGAAGACAAAAAAGCGUCUUACAAAGCAUUGAGGGAACUUCAACAGUUCCACAUGUACCAGAGAUACAUGCCUGAUAUACAGUACAAUUUCAUGAUAGACGAAAACGGAACCAUCUACGAGGGACGAGGUUGGUUUAGGAAGCCGUCACACAAUCCUGGUGACAUUACUGCCAACCUGAACUCCAUUUACAUUGGAUACGUUGGCGAGAUAGCGGAGGACGGUCCAUCGGACGACAUGAUGAUUUCUGGAAAUGACCUGAUAGGUUAUGGAAUGAAACGGGAAUAUAUUCGGUACCAUCAUCACAUAAAGGGCCUGAUAACGGGAAUAGUCGGCACAACACUGGAGGAUUGUAUCAGAAGAAAGAAGAGCGACCCUUCAGACUCUGAGGGUGAAGGGCCCAAGGAAGCAUUGCCCAUGGAGCAGUUCUAUGUAAUGUAG